This is a messenger RNA of Diutina rugosa, 1614 nucleotides long. RefSeq lists its product as uncharacterized. Lineage: Eukaryota; Fungi; Ascomycota; Pichiomycetes; Serinales; Debaryomycetaceae. The record is from RefSeq and is a predicted model, not a curated record. The transcript has a single exon. The coding region runs from base 1 to 1614 and encodes 537 amino acids. Gene Ontology annotation, biological process: carbohydrate metabolic process.
AUGAAACUCCCGUUGGUGUUGGUGGCCUCCCACUUGGCCAUGGUCCUGGCAUUACCAAUGCCGGCCAAUUGGUUGAAUGACUUCUUUAGCCAGCUUGGCUACACCACCAACUCCCUUGGCCACUUCGUUAAGGUCGCCGACCAAACUCAGUUCCAGCCUCAACCUGCUGCCGCUGCUACGACUACCGCCGCUCAAGAUAAUGCCGUCGCUGCUGCCGCCGACAACAAAGCAGCCGCCCCAGUCACUGCAACUGACUACAACAACUAUGCGGUCACAAUCACCUACACUUAUGGGAACACCAACACUCCGAAUCAGGCUCCCACCACUCUCGUUCAGGCACCGUCGUCGCUGACGCCGCCUCAACCUCAACCCCAGCCCCAACCUCAAUCUCAACAACAACCACAACCAUCACAGCCCCAGCCUGCCGCAGUAGCAUCGGCGCUGGCGCCACCUCAACCUCAGCUGUCAUCCCUGCUGGCGCCGUCUCAACCCCAACUGUCAUCGCUGUCCAGCAGCUUCCAAUCUUUUGACGCCAACCAAGCAUUCUCUGGUGCUCUCGACGCGGUGUGGAACACUUUUUACCAAAACGGAUCGUUUGAUGAUGAAGAUCCCAAGUGCAACCAGGGCGACCAGGCCCCCGCAGUGUGGCCAAUCGCCAUUACUGGACGGGCCACGGUCGAACUGGGCAAUAUUGACCGCAUUUACAAAGUCAUCGCCAACUUAGAGGACCACAAGAACCCUCAGGGAUGGUUUAGUGCCUCAACGGCUAAGGACAAUGACGUUUAUGUCGACGACAACGCUCAGAUCGCCUGGGUGUACUGCGACGCGUAUCUGCUCACCCAUGACCCUAACCACUUGCAAACCUGCCAACAGUUGGUCGACAACAUCAAGACGCAACAAAUUGACGGUGGCGGGAUUCGCUGGGACUUGAACGGUCACUAUGUUGCCCUGAUUUCCACAAGUGAAGCUGGGUUGGCGGCGCUUAGAUUGUACGAGCAUACUGGUGAUGCUUCGCUCAUUUCGUUCGCCCAAAGCACUUUGAACUAUAUGGAAACCAAGUUGACCGACCCCUCAGAUGGACUUUUUAUCGAUGGUAUUGAUAUCAAUACCAACACGCCCGACAAAGGUAAACUCACCUACACUGUAGGGGUGACGUUGCUGGUUUUGGGAUACUUGAAUAAGUACACUGGUGACAGUCAGUACAUCGACAAGGCCCGCCAGCUUGCUGAGGCCUCUGCUGCAGGGAAGGGCGCAUUCUACAACCAGUUUGGAGUGUGGAACAACCGGUUGCAAUAUGUUCAUUUGCUUUAUCAGGGUUUUGCCGACCUCUGGAGAUUGGUUCCCGGCCAGUUCGACGAUUUCAAACCCGAGGUCAAGCGUGAAUCCGAGUUUGUCCACCAAUACUUGCAAGUUGGUAACCUGAACACGUACGUUGAUGACGCCACUGCUGGCGACAAGCUGGUGUUUGCUAAGUUCCAAGCUCUGUUCACCAACGCCGCCUACGAACCCGAUGCGAACAACUUCUGCGAUAGUAAUGUUAAUGGCCAAAGCAGAAGUCAAUUCAUUAACGGUGGUUCGGCGGCACAGAUCUUCUACGCUGUAAAGGACCUUUAG